This is a messenger RNA of Pelobates fuscus (common spadefoot toad), 3314 nucleotides long. It is a transcript of the gene ASH2L, whose product is annotated as ASH2 like, histone lysine methyltransferase complex subunit. Gene Ontology annotation, molecular function: protein binding; transcription cis-regulatory region binding. The record is from RefSeq and is a predicted model, not a curated record. Gene Ontology annotation, cellular component: Set1C/COMPASS complex. The transcript has 16 exons. Lineage: Eukaryota; Metazoa; Chordata; Amphibia; Anura; Pelobatidae. The coding region runs from base 285 to 2207 and encodes 640 amino acids.
CUGCUUGGUGACUAUUUAGUUUUGUUAUAUUGAUUAUUUAAAAAGCAAAGGUGAAACCAGUCUAGUACACCUUCUUGUAGACUCGUGCUCUCUAAAUGGCAAUUUGUGGUUAAUUGAAACCUGACUUUCCUCCUACUGGGUAAGAUAGGAGACUCCUCCCCCUGUUUAUUACAUACUAGAAUUUAAGUCUGUUCUCACAUCCAAAAUAAUUUUUUGCUUCUUGUAUGUUUAUGCCAAUAUUUCCCAUGUAAUUAAUAAAACAUAGUAGAUACCCCUACUUAUGAAUGCAUCCACGUAAAAUAUAUGCAUUUGUGUGUGUGUGUCCACUGUUUUUAGUGGAUCUUUGGAACCCAGUUCUAUAUCAGCCUUGUUCAUUAAAUGUUCACAUCUGUAUCAUAAAGCAACCAGUUUGCCAAAGAAGACUUGUGAACAACAGCUGGGAAAAAAAGAUGCUGAAAUCCACGCUUGUGCGACUGCACUCGAAAGGCAGGAAGGGUAAACGUAAAAAAAGUGACUCCAUCCCAGCGAAUACAGCAUCUGGUGUGGAUCCAGAGUCCUCCAAUGAAAAACAUGGCUUGGAAGGAACAGGUGAUGGGGAGGCUGGGGACACACAAACAGGCUCAGUUGAUGAAGAUAACACGCGUCAGCUUGGGGAUAUUGAGCUGCAAUGCAGCCUCUGCACAAAGUGGUUUGGAGCAGAUCAUUUUGGAAUAGACACUACGUCAUGCCUUCCUUUCAUGACAAACUACAGCUUUCACUGCAAUUUAUGUCAUCACAGUGGUAACACAUACUUCCUCAGAAAGCAAGCCAACUUGAAGGAAAUGUGUCUGACUGCUCUAGCCAACCUUACUUGGCAAUCUCGUAACAAAGAUGAGCAUCCAAAGACCAUGUUUUCCAAAGAUAAGGAUAUAAUUCCGUUUAUUGACAAAUACUGGGAGAGCCUCACCACACGGCAGCGACCUGGGAAAAUGAGUUGGCCAAACAGUAUUGUGAAAACUAUGACUAAAGAGCGAGAUGUGUUUCUCGUAAAAGAGCAUCCUGAUCCAGGAAGCAAAGAUCCAGAAGAAGACUAUCCAAAGUUUGGCCUUCUUGACCAGGAUCUUGGAAACAUCGGCCCAGUCUAUGAUAGUCAGAGACAAAGUAGUGCUGUAUCCACUGGUGGGAGUUUAAAUGGUUCAGCAGGAGCCAGCAGUUCAGCCAAAGGUAGAGGAGCAAAACGCAAGCAGCAAGAUGGCAGUUCAGCCAACACUGCCAAAAGAACACGGAGUGACCCACUGUUCUCAGCACAGCGCCUUCCUCCUCAUGGCUACCCACUGGAGCACCCUUUCAAUAAGGAUGGUUACAGAUAUAUACUGGCUGAGCCUGAUCCUCAUGCACCUGAUCCAGAGAAACUGGAGUUAGACUGCUGGGCAGGAAAGCCUAUUCCAGGAGACCUGUAUAGAGCAUGUCUGUAUGAAAGAGUGCUCCUUGCUUUGCAUGACAGAGCUCCUCAGUUGAAGAUAUCUGAUGACCGACUAACGGUUUUGGGUGAGAAAGGGUAUUCAAUGGUGCGAGCAUCACAUGGAGUGAGAAAAGGUUCCUGGUACUUUGAGAUAUUCAUUGAUGAAAUGCCCCCAGACACCGCUGCAAGACUUGGAUGGUCUCAGGCCUUGGGAAAUCUGCAGGCUCCACUCGGCUACGACAAGUUUAGUUAUUCCUGGCGCAGCAAGAAGGGAACAAAAUUCCACCAGUCGAUAGGAAAGCAUUAUUCAGAUUCCUAUGGACAGGGUGACACGUUGGGCUUUUAUAUUCACCUCCCAGACGAAACGGAGACUGCACAGUCUUUGCCUGACACUUAUAAAGAUAAGGCAUUGAUCAAAUUCAAGAGCUACCUGUAUUUUGAAGAGAAGGAUUUUGUUGACAAAGCAGAGAAGAACUUAAAGCAGACUCCAGGCACUGAGAUUGUAUUUUAUAAGAAUGGAGUUAAUCAAGGUGUGGCCUUUAAAGAUGUUUUUGAAGGAGUGUACUACCCUGCCAUUUCCCUAUACAAAUGCUGCACAGUGUCUAUAAAUUUUGGACCAUAUUUCAAGCACCCUCCUAAAGACAAAUCAUUCCGUCCUGUUAGUGACAUGGCCUGGAAUGCUGUUGUGGAACAUACAUUAGGUGAUGUCCUUUACCACGUGGAGACAGAAGUUGAUGGUAGAAAAAGUCCUCCGUGGGAGCCUUAAUUAGAAAAACAAAUAAUUUUUAUUUUUUCCCCCUAUCUUGUGUCAACUAUAAUCUUCAUGGCAGCUUAAAGUUCAAAAAUCUUUAAAAUGGCCUUUUUACAUCACUUCAUCUUCAGGUGUGCGAUAGAGGGAUUGCUUCAAUUUAAUAAUUUGGGUAUUGAACAGGUUUUAAACCUAAAAUAAUCACCCUCCCCCCUACUGCAAUUUGGCAUUUACUGCAUGUACAGCACACCUUGCAAGUUUUAACAAUAUACCCCACUUUGCUCUGUUUGGACAAAAAUGUCAGUAUAGCUAGUCAAACGAAUUCUGUUUGUCUGACAGUUAAUGCUUAUUGUUUAGUGCUACAUUUAAAGCCCUUGAUUUAUGAUUACAGUUGUAGAACACCUCAUGCUUGACAAAGCUGUGUACAACUAUAGCCAACAUACAAGUCUCCAAUGACCAGAGUUCAGUGAUCCAUUGUUCCACACUCCCUGUGCAUGAUGUCUUGUAUUCCUUGCCUUUUUUGGUUCUAAGUCCAUUAGCCAAACUUGGCUCUCUACUGCAUGGCUUGGUAAAGUCAUAAGAAGAAGUUGACCUUCAUGACCCUUUUUAGAUGGUUGUUUAUAUUCAAUAUUAAUUACCCAAUUUGUCACCUUAUUUUUUUGAUCCUUAUGUAAAGUGCACCUUUCUAAUGGGUUAAAUUUACAUUUUAAAAAGUGCAUAUGCUUCCAUCUCCCUUUUGGAUAACAUACAUUUUAGGAGUAUCGCCACACAGGCAGAGCUGGCUUCUCCAUUCUCUUCUGAAGCAGAGAAACUGUUAAAAUUAAAUCCUUUUACUAUAAUGCCCUUUCUUGUAUGAAUGUAAUAAAGGGGUUGGCAAUAAACAAUCCUGAAUGUGGCAUGGUUUAAAAUCUCUACCAAGUGGUGGUUCAUAUCCUAGAAUUAUGACUUAAUUCUGUGGCUGAAACUGAUUCAAACACACUAUACUGGUGACUCAAAUUUUUUUUGGUCAUUCAAAUGCAAAUCAAAAUCUGCCCUGGACUACAUUGCCAAACUUGGUUCUCAGAUGUAAAAUAUUGUUUACUCUUUAAGUAAAUGUGUGAAAUAAACUUUUUUUUUUAUGGUUUA